UGUCAUAUGUUCAAUCAUAUAUUACCCCAAGACACUUGUCCAUAACGAGGGGAAGAAAACAUCUAAAAAACUUAACAGUCACGGGCAAAUCAGAUCAGAUUUUUUGGCAUAAUACUUUCCUAGAACAUAAACAAUUUGCUAGCAGCACAAGUUCAGUUAGAACAUAAACAAUUUGCUAGCAGCACAAGUUGUAUCUCAGAUCAAGAUGGUCGUGUAAAAGGCUAAUUCAUUUCAUACCCAAAAUUAAUCUUUGUGAGAGCAAGCAGCACUUGAGGGUCCUGCUUGGUCUGCGUGUACGCGUCAAUCUUGUUCAUUCCCUAUCAUACAUCAUUCUACGUCAUGAGAUAAAUCGUUAGAUUAAAGAUAAGAACAUGCAGUGAAAACUACCUCAAUGAAUUUCUGUAUAUGAACUCUCCCUUGGGUGAUAUCACAAUUCUUUACUCUAGCAAAAAAUAUCUAGAAACCUUCGAUGAAUGGUGUGUUUGCAAUGUCCAGCAAUUUCGUCGGCCUGCCAUGCGUUCUGCAAUCGAGGAACUCUUUCCCCCAGUCAAGAAUGGAGAAGGUAUAGCUAGCCAGUUUAUUCUUUAGAUUCGCGGUAGCUUGCCCACCUUCUUUGCAUCUCAUUCACUUGUGUGGUCACUGCUGUAGCUGCUCAAGGCGAUACUAGAGAAAAAGACACCCACAAAAUCCCAGCACGAUGGCAACAAGGAGGCACCAGCUGGACUGGAAGCUAUACGAGAAAGAUAUCAACGAAUGCCUUGAAAAUGCGCUGCGUGACCUUGAUGACGAUGGCGCAAAGUGGGUCAAAACCGAUUCAUAUUGUCAGUACUAUAAAUCGGUAGCGAAAUUGCAUGUCGAAUCUCCCAAAUACUCCAGAUAACAUAUGGAAUCCACCACCAUCCCGAAUAUCCCAAAUACUUCAGAUCAAAGAAGAGCAAGAACCAAAUCAAGAACCCUAACACGAUAUAAGAGACAGGGAGGAUAAAGAUUGCCAACGAGAAAGUGUCCGUCAGAGGAGAUUGACGCCGGAGUGAAGCAUCUCGUGUCCUUGACACCGUCGCGGCCACAGUCGCCACAGCCGCCGCUUGCCCUUCGCGCGCGUCGCCCCGUGGCUCCUUCACGUGCGCUCGACGAGAAUGUUUUCAUCCAGUAGAGGUCGGGCGUGGUUACCUGGCGAGGGUGACGAGGAAAGGCAGGGUUCGUCCGGGAUGCAGCCCACACGUGAAUUAAUCGAACACAUAUUUUCUUGUGACCGGGUUUCAAUCCAUAUAGGAGCGAUCCACGGGGAUCUGGCCAUGAUCCGGACCGGGAACAAGCUCACCGAACAUGGCCUAAUGUGUAAUGACCCACACCACACUCGAUCACUUUUGAGCUAGCUAGGCCGGCGCCCGCGUGCACGCUACGCUGGCCGCUCCUCGAUCCAUCGGUCCAUCACCAAUGCACGUGACGCUCGCGCGCGCGUUGACUUUCACGCAACGCUAGCGGUAGCGGUAGCGUUAGCUGGUGCCGAAUCGCCAACGCCAACCGUCGUCGUCGGCCCUGCGCACGGGCGCGCGCCGUCCGCCGUCCACCUCUGCCCGCUAGCUGCGCUAAUAAUAAGGCCGGCAGCACUGCUGAUUUCUCGUGAACUCGUGAGACACGGCACGAGCACGACGCUAUAAAUGCCGACCGCCGCCUGCUCCGUUUCCCGUGGACAGGCACAAGCAACCAGAGCCAGAGCUCGACGAGCCGCCCUCCAGUCGGCCGGCCGUCCGGCGAUAUAUCUCCCCGACCGUCGUGCCUGUGCGAGAGUUGACACCUAUAUAUAGAGGCAUGGAGACGGUGGCGGCGAGUUACGGCGGCGGCGGCGAAAAGAGGGAGCUGCAGCAGCAGAACAAGCAGGCGGGCGGGUGCGGGCACCACCACCACUUCCAGAUGCCGUUGCACUACCCGAGGUACAGGCGGGAGGACUACGAGGGCAUGCCCGAGUGGCAGCUCGACCGCCUCCUCUCCGAGUACGGCCUGCCCGUCGCCGGCGGCUCCGUCCAGCAGAAGCGCGCCUUCGCCAUGGGCGCCUUCCUCUGGGACGCCGGCGACAACUAAUGUCUAAUUAACAUGUAGCAGCAGUCAGCAGAGUUAAAAGUACGAGCUAGUUAGCAUGUAUGUAUAUGAACCAAUGCUGUAUAUCUAGUACAGUACGUCUCUGUAUAUGUAUGUAUGUACGCGGCUGGCUUAUUGCCUUGAAAAAUAAUCGGAUAUUUGCAUAUUGGUUAUA
Messenger RNA from Zea mays, 2254 nucleotides. RefSeq lists its product as uncharacterized. The transcript has a single exon. The record is from RefSeq and is a predicted model, not a curated record. Lineage: Eukaryota; Viridiplantae; Streptophyta; Magnoliopsida; Poales; Poaceae. The coding region runs from base 1813 to 2082 and encodes 89 amino acids.